Sphenostylis stenocarpa is the source of this 462-nucleotide messenger RNA. Lineage: Eukaryota; Viridiplantae; Streptophyta; Magnoliopsida; Fabales; Fabaceae. The record is from the annotation of a GenBank genome assembly.
AUGCACAUGGCUAACAACAAAAAGCAUGUGGAGGGUUCUUCUUCAUCAAUGAAUUUUGACCAUCUUUUUGGCCCCAAGGACUCCUCUACUCCACCUUCCUCCACCGCCCUCUUUGCCUCCUUCUUUCCUCCUCCACCAUCUGUUGGAGGGAGUGAAUCAAGAAUACAAGAAGUGGGAAGCAAAAAUUUUGGAGCACCAGGAAGUAAGAGUAAUAAAGGUGAAAGUAGCAGUCGCAUGACUAAGAAGAACAAUAGUGCCAAUUAUCAGAAUGAGACAUUGGAGCCCAGCUACUUCAGCUCUUCUAUCUACUAUGGUGGUCAAGAAAAUUAUUCCCCUAGAAACAGGACCACUCAACCCCACCAUGUUUUCAAGAAAGAUAAGAAUGAUGAUGAUCCCAAUGGCAAUAAUGAUUCAUACAGCGCAGCAAGAGGAAACUGGUGGCAAGGUCCCCUUUAUUAUUAA